GUGCAAAUAAAGCGAUAUAGCGGGUCGUGGACAGCGGUCUAAAACUUUUUAUUCUGACAUGUUAGAGCAAUGACUUUCGUGUCAUUAUAAUCCUGGGACCGGGAUCCCAGCAAAGAAAUAGGGUCUUUGCUGGAAGUAGAGAAAGAAGCGCUCAUUUCGGGGUGUGGAAAACCGGACGGCGCAUUCACAGUAGACUCGGAACAAGUCAACAAAGUUAGCCUUUUCCAAAAGUAACAUUGGAAGAGUGAAAGUUACAACAUGAGCUUGUUGUCUGCCAUAGACACCAGUACCUCAGUGUACCAGCCUGCACAGCUUCUCAACUGGGUUUACCUUUCUUUACAAGACACACAUCAGACGAGUGCCUUCGAUGCCUUCCGACCCGAGCCCAACUCUUCCCACCCGGACCUGAACCACAGCAAAACUCCUGCCAAUGAUCUGAGCUCCUCUCUCAACUCCAACUAUCUCAACAGUUUCUUUCAGCUGCAGAGGAAUGAGGCCCUGAAUAAUGGUUUAUACAAAAGUGUGUCCCCAUAUGGCUCACUUAACAACAUAGUGGAUGGCCUGAAUUCUCUAACGGAUCACUUCUCUGACCUCUCCCUGUCCUCUGAGCCACGCAAGCCGAGCAAGAGACCUCCACCAAACUACCUGUGCCAUCUCUGCUUCAACAAGGGACACUAUAUCAAAGAUUGCCCUCAGGCCAGACCCAAAGGUGAAGGACUGACUCCAUACCAAGGGAAGAAGAGGUGUUUUGGUGAAUACAAGUGCCCUAAAUGCAAGAGGAAGUGGAUGAGUGGGAACUCCUGGGCCAACAUGGGACAAGAAUGCAUCAAAUGCCAUAUCAAUGUGUAUCCUCAUAAACAGGCCUAUGUGUAUGCCAUCUGUACACAUACUGUGUAAUCGUCCAAGAAGUUCUUGUGGAUGGGGCCCAGCGGGUACCCUUGAAACCUGAGACACAAACCCAAGGCAUCCAUCUAUUCCAAAUACCCCUUGAACUCUUGAGAAGGGCUCCUUUUUCAGGAAGAAUUCAUAAUCAGGGAAGCAGGCUAUUUAUAGCUUUGAAUAUAUUUCUAUUUUAUUUAAACAUUUUCCUUUCAAUUUAGAUUCGUUUUUGUUAGUUUUCAUUUUAUGAUUUUUUUAUUUAUGAUUUUUUUCUAUGAAGUGUUUUUUCUUAAUUGCUUUCUAUUUUAUUUUAUUUUUUUAGAUAUUUUAUCGUAUUUUAGGGCUGCCAAAGACAAUGCGUUAAUUUUAAUAUGUUUGAUGCCUUUACAUUUCUUUGGGCUGUUUGGUGUUACUGCUGUCUUGUGGAAUUUAUAUGUGUAAUAAAGGCGGGUUGUAAAGGUUUCAAAUUUUAUAAAGAUCAAAUUUAAAAGAUAAAACCAAAUAAUUUUUUUUUUUUUGGGUGUAAAUUAUGCCUUCAAGUUUAGCUUCAUUUUCCCAGUUAUGUUACGAAAAAUGUUUUAUUUUGUUUUAGUAACAGUUUACAAUAGGGUUGCAGUGUUUCCCCCAGGAUUUUGUGAGACUAUGGUGGGUGGACCUCAGACCCUCUAGGGUUAAAAUUUUGUACAUUUUAAAGUUAAAUGCAUCAGUCUGGUGCACUUUGAGAGCAAAUAUAAGAGGCUAGAUCUAUGAAGAACUUUGUGCUCUUGCAAACAAUUUUGUGUUCUAGUAGUAAUUUAAUCAUAAACAUUGGUUGUAUAGAUAUGAAUGGUGAUGACACGGCAAAAAAGUCACACCCACAAAGCAUGGUAAAUGAGACGGAGUUUAACGCAGUUCACAAAUGGUCAAAACACAAAAUCGACUAGAGCAUUCAUUUGAGCCAGGGCUCGACAUUAAACAUUGUCAUGUGCUUGUCCUCCAGACAAGUAAAUUGGUCAUUCACUUGCCUGAGUAAAAAAGUUACUUGUCCAGAGAGAAAAAAGGACAUUUAAGUUACAUGCUUAAGUAACAUGUCAAAGUUUAUUUUGUAUAUUUUUCUAAAAUUAUGAACGAUGCCCAACCUAAUAGUGUACCUAUGAAAUCAACUAAAUUCACUGUGAAAGAAAUGUAAACUGCACUGGUUAGGUGAGGAGGCUAUUAUCAUAUGAUCAUUAUUUUAUGUUACUUAUGGUAGUCAAAUAAAGGAAAGCCUCCAUCGCCACCAUUAACAGCAGGGGUGCUCACACUUCUAUGGAAUGAGAUCUACUUUUUCAUCAUGCUACUGCAGCAAGAUCUACCAUGUACAAUAAAGUCUAUACAUUAUCACAAUACCAAAAUAUCAGUAGUCUGUAGUGAAAUUUGACUAUUCUCAAUACCAGCUUCAAAACCACAACAAAUAAUAACACUAACUAAUAUGUUAAUUAUGGAAUAAUGGUUUCAAGUUCUUAAGUAAUUAUUCAAGACUAGUAAACAGUCAGUAAUAAAAUAAAAAUAAAAAACAGCGAUGAAUAGAAAUAGAUUAAAAAUAAUAGAACAAUAAAUACAAAUGAAGAAAAUUCAGUGCUUUUUUUUAACAGCUUUAAAAGUUUUAAACAGCAGUAGGCUAUCAAGAAUUCAAGUAAAUAUUUAGAAUGAAAUGCAACAUAAAACUACUAUGGGACUUUACUGUAUGAUUAUAAUACAUUAAUACAUUUUAAAGCUACUAAAGUUACCCAGUCAAGAGCAGUGAGCAUUUCCACGUUUUCUUGUUAUGGUUGUUUGAUUAUUAUAAUGACACACUUGACAGCAUCAGGUCUAUUAGCUUACAUUUAUACUUAAAAGUCUGACAUUUUAAUACAAAUCCACUUUUUCUCCACUGUUUACGGUCACUUUUGACAUCACUCUCUGUGUUUACAUGAAUACUUCACCAAGAUGGGUUUUUAAAUGUAUUUGACCGUUCAGGCGUGCAUUAGCGCAAGCAUUUUCAGAACACAUGCGCAUGUUCAGCACACACACAUACUCCGCCUGUCAGUCAAACAGGGCGCAGCUGUUACUAGAUCGCUAGCGAAUUAUAAAAUUACGUGCUCUUGAUUACUUUCAACAGCAGAAAAAUAUAUGAACUUUCUAAUUAGUGACACAGGUCUAGGCUAACACAAAUAUAUAUGGUUAUUUUUUUGUUAUUGACAUUUUAAUCAGUCUGCUUGUCCAUUCGGGCAAGUUAAAAUUCUCUUUCACUUGCCCCUUCAAAAAUCUACUUGUCCCAGACAAGCGUUAACGUCGAGCCCUGUGAGCAAUCAAAGAAAUGAGGCAAAAGUGGUUACCUGUGUGUUCGACAGAUGCUGAUACAUUGUCAGAGCCGCUGGUAAAAACGUUAACGUUAGAUAAUUGGUUCCAGUGCGUGUGUGUGUGAGCAUGUGUGCGUGCAGCGGAGGGUGGGGUUGAGGCUGACUGGCUGGGAGUGAGAGAUGCUUUGCCGAAGCAAGGGCGCAAAACACAACAUUAGAGAUCUUUUAUGUUAUUAUGAGAAGUGUAAAAAUAUUUCCGCCACAGUCUAGGUAAUUAAUGGGAAACACUGGAUUGUAUUUGUUAUCAUCGUUGAACACAAUAGUUACCGUAAACUAACAAUGAACAAUACUUUUACAGCAUUUAUUAAUCUUGGUUCAUGUUAAAGGAAUAUUUCGGGUUCAAUACAAGUUAAGGUCAAUCGACAGCAUCUGUGGCAUAAUGUUAUUUUGACUUGUCCCUCCUUUUCUUAAAAAAAACCAAACAAAAGCAAAAAUCCAGGUUACAGUGAGCCACUAACAAUGGAAGUGAAUGUGGCAAAUUUUUGGAGGGUUUAAAGGCAGAAAUGUGAAGCUAAUAAUUUUCUAAAAGCACUUACAUUUAUUUUUCUGUUAAAACUUAUGUAUUAUUUGAGCAGUAAAGUUGUUUAAAUUGUCAUUUUUACAGUCGUUUUAAGGUUUUAGGGUUUGUUGACAUUACAUCGUCAUGGCAACGAAAUUGUAAAAUUGGCUAUAAUUUUACACAUUAGUAAGUGAUUUAUCACACUAAAAUCAUGUUUACAUGCAUAUUUAUCUCUUGUGGCUAAUCUUUUGAAACAGUAAGUAUUUUAAUGUUCAAAUAUUGGCCCCCAUUCACUUUCCUUUUUUUUUUUCUCCCCUUUUCUACCAAAUUUGGCAUGCCCAAUUCCCAAUGCGCUCUAGGUCCUCAUGGUGGCGCAGUGACUCACCUCAAUCCGGGUGGUGGAGGACGAAUCUCAGUUGCCUUUGCAUCUGAGACCGUCAAUCCGCGCAUCUUAUCACGUGGCUUGUUGAGCACAUUACUGUGAAGACGUAGCGCGUGUGAAAGCUUCACGCUGUUCUCCGUGGCAUCCACGCACAACUAACCACACGCCCCACCUUGAGCGAGAACCACAUUAUAGCGACCACGAGGAGGUUACCCCAUGUGACUCUACCCUCCCUAGCAACCGGGCCAAUUUGGUUGCUUAGGAAACCUGGCUGGAGUCACUCAGCUUGCCCUGGAUUCGAACUCACGACUCUAGGUGUGCCCUGGAUUCGAACUCGUGACUCAAGGUGUAGUAGUCAGUGUCUUUACUUGCUGAGCCACCCAGGCCCCGAUGUUUUCAUUUUUUUAAAGAAAAGGUCAAAAUACAUUUUUGUGGUGAUCAACAUUAUGCCACAAAUGCUGUAGAUUGAGCUUAACUUGUAUUGAACCCAGAAUAUUCCUUUAAUUUCUACUUAUACUAAUUAGUUUUUUUACAUUAAAAGAUUUGUUAACUUAAGUUAACUAACAAUGAAUAAUAGUAUUUUGAUGAAUUACAUUACCUAAAAUUAAUAAAUGCUAUAUAAAAAAAAGUAUCUGCGAGUUCAUGAUACUGAAAGCAUGAACUAAUAUUAAUGAAUAGAACUUUACUGUAAAGUGUUAACUGUUUUUGUUAACGAUAAAACACUGCAAAAGAGUAUGGAUACACUACACAGUAAGAUAAAUGUAUGAAUAGAAACAAUUAAUGAUAUCAUGAUUAAGUGCAUAGUCACUGGUUAACCAUGAAUUUAAGCACUACACUACACAGUUCACGGAAGUAUGCAUAAAAAUGGAUAUGUUUUGCAGCUCUAGGGACACAUUCAUUUCAAUGAAUUUUACUGUAAAUAAUUUUGCAUCCAAAUGCAUUAGCAGCCAUUAUACAGAAGGAGCUGUUGGCGAAUUCUUUAGCUUUUCAGUCUUACCCACUUAACAUGUUUCCUGCAGUAAGCAUAUGAGAUGUGCAGCUCACUGCAAUAUAUAACAAAAAGCCUUUAAGGAUUUGCAGCUGGUUCUCCUUCGCUGAAACUCAAGCAAAUGUACGAAAAUUCAGUUUUUAUUGUUUUCUCAUAAUUCCAAGAUGUGGAGUAAUGAAAUCAUUCAAUGCUCCAAAUCUUACACUGUAAAGUAUAUCUCCAACAGUUCCUAUUGGGCAAUUGAGUGAAAAUAUCUCUGUUGCACCAAUACCACGUUGUUGUAUUAAAUAGUCAGACUUGUGCCAAAAUUUUCUCAGGGAGGUAGGCGUCUGGAGAUCCCUGCUUUUAUCAUUUUCAUAUUUAACGACAUAUACAGGGAACUAGACAGACAUCUUUACAGUAUGAGAGCAGACAUGGAACAGAGGUAUUAUAUAAAGUCCUUUUUCAUUUUUGGCAGGAAUUCAUUAAGAGCAUCAGACCAUUGUAGCCAAAUUAUUAAUUUGCAGAGGUAUUAGACUUUUCCUCAUAGUAUUAUUCACAAAAGCUUUUGGCUCUUGAGCUAACACUCCCUCGGGUUACAGCGCUGUCUCCUCCCAAUGGCCCAUUGUAACCUGGUUUACCGUAAUUCUCAGAGUGCAGCUGAGAUGUACAGGAAGGAAUAACAAGAUUGUAAAAUGAUCUUCAAAAAGCAAUGGGUGGGAAAAAAAUUAUUGCAGAAGUAUUAUUUGUGAUCAACAACCAAAAAGAUUUGGCUUACACAUAUUCUCAGUGUUUUUUGCAUUACGUCCAAGACAAAGAUUCAAUACAGAGUCUUCCCUCGCUGGUUGUCAUGCUGGCUUUGUAUCUCGAGCAAUGGAAUCCUGUAGGCACCUACAUUAGCUUUGGAUCCUUUGUACAAUCAACUGAUGUGCAGUAUAAUUGGGGAAAAAAAAUUAAGUAUUAAUAACAAAACGUACUGCUGGCAAGGAUUAAACACACAACAAGAAUAAAUUGGCUCUUGAUAUCAGUCCUAAACAAAUUUUUGACACACCCCUGCGGUUGGUCCAUUGCGGUUUGAAACUUGGACUUACAAGAUCCUGAAAUUUUUUCUUCCAAAACCAUAUCUCCAUAGAGUCUAGCCAGAUGUUGAAACAAAUCUCAGAAUUCAACCUGAAAGAUACUGUGGCCAGAAAUGUACAUGCUACUGUUAUUAUAUUUUGAAUGUCAUUUUUAUUUCUUUUUUAUUUUCAGUGUGUGCUUUCAAUUUAGUUUAGAUUUUAGUUUUCACUAUAUGACGUUUAGUUUACAGUGUUUUCUAGUUUUAGUUUUUCAGUAUAUUUAGUUUUCAUUUUAGUUUUAGUAUUUUUCAAAUAGUUUAAAAAAUUUAAUUAAAAUGUAUAUCUAAAUCUAAAAUUAAUUUAUGGUCAUCUUUAAUUAUUUUAGUUCAAGGAAUGUUCCAGGUUCAAUACAAGUUAAGCUCAAUCGACAUAAUUUGUGGCAUAAUGUUGAUUACCAAAAUAAUAAUAAUAAUAAUAAUAAUAAUAAUUUUGACUCGUUAAUUUAAAAUAAAGAAAACCAAGCAAACAUUGCAGUUAUAUUAAGGUAGGCCUACUUACAAUGAAAGUGAAUGGGGCCAGUCCAUAAAGAUUCAAAUGCACACUGUUUCAAAACUAUAGCCUCAAGAUUUAAAAAUUAAACAUGUUAAAAGUUCUGUAAGUGAUUUUAGCUGUUCUAGAACUCCUACAAGCUGAGCCGUUGGAUAAGCCACGACCCCUUUCCAAAAACCCGCACUCCAAAGAUAUCAAAUGAGCUUUAUUGAGACAGAUAUUGAGCAGAAACAGAUGAGCAGCAAAAUAGCGCCCUCAACUGACAACUGUUAUGAGCAACAUGGCAUAAAAAUGGCUUUAAGCUUCAAUAAUUCGCUGCAACUACAAUACUGAGAAUGCGAAAAAUGACUGACAGGCAGAAAUCGUAAUUGAACACGGCCCGUGGACACAUUUUUGUUUGCUGUUUACAGAGUCUAGAUCUGUCACAGAACCAGUGAGAUAUCUCAUGACACUUAUUUCAUUAACUUCUUUCCAUGAAAAAAUUGGCUUACAGCACCUUUAACAUGAUUUUAGUGUGCUUAAAAUGGCCAACUAAUUAUCUGUGUAAUUAUAACUAAUUAAGUUAUCUGUCUGUCAAGUUAUAUCCAAUAUGUCGCCCAUCCAUUUCUUUAAAUAAAGCAAAACUCAAGGUUAAAGUGAGUGAGGCACUUACAAAAGAAGUGAAUGGGGCCAAUUUUUUUUAAUGUUUAAAGGCAGAAAUAUGAAGCUUAUAAUUUUAUAAAAGCACUUAUAUUAAUUCUUCUGUUAAAACUCAUGUAUUAUUUGAGCAGUAAACUUUUUUAAAUCGUCAUAUUUAUAGUCGUUUAAGGGUUUGUUGACAAUACAUCUUCAUGGCAACGAAGUUGUAAAAUUGGCUAUAACUUUACAUGGAAACAUUUUAUUUCAAUCAACAAUAAUUGUAUUUUCUUUCCAUUUUAGUUUACAACAAUAACUCUGGUUCAUGCACUCAAAAGUGUGAUUGACGUUCUUUUGUUCUCAGCGUCCUUUAGAGAAACCUGAUGGCCUGGACGUUUCUGACCAGAGCAAAGAGCACCCGCAACAUCUGUGUGAGAAGUGUAAAGUCUUGGGCUACUACUGCCGCCGUGUGCAAUAAGGAGGUUCCCUGAAGUCCCCGUUGUCUCCUUCCUUCCUCUACCCCCCUUUCCCUUUGCUUUGCCUACCAAGCACUCCAAGAAAAAGUGAAAAGUGCCAAAAUAUUAAUGUAAAUAUAUCUAAUGAUAGUAACGGCUUUGUUUAUCAGCAGCAUGCGACACAUUUAGCCUUCAUAUGUGUAUAAUGGACGAUUGAAAACGUUUGGAACCGAUGUCACUGACAGUAUUUCUUUCCAUACAGGACGCAAUGAAUUACCUCACCAUUGCGUCCCCUGAUUGUGUGUUUACAGACUUUCCUUUCAUUCUCCCUGCCAAGUGAACUAUGAGGAUGUGCCGAGUGAUAAAGGUGUUGCAUUAGUUCACUCAAACAAGGGCCCAGUGUGCCUAUGCAGAGUUUUUUUUUUGGGUCAAUAGCACAUCAUAUUAACUGUGAAUUAACAGAGGGAUAGUUGAUUUUCCAUCCCUAGCUUUUGUGUCACAUAUUUAUUUGUUAUGUUUGUAUAUCGCAUCAUAGUGCAAUGGAAUUAACGAAACUGGGAUAAUUACAUAUGGUUUUAUAUGUAGACAGAUAUGAUCUAAUCCCACCUCUUGCCAUUAGAAACUACUGUAGUACAGAAUUUUCGAAUGCUUCGAUUUAGCUGCGUCAGGUAGUUUAUAUCUUUCACAUAAAUGAAUGAAUUGCCAAAUGCUAGAAAAUUUUGUGAAGCCAGCUAUAUGUAGCCCUGGAGGCACCCAAAACAUUUUCAUCGAGUUGUUGGCAACUAUGCAAAAUCAUAACAAAUUAUGCAGAGUCAUUAAUUCCUUUACGUUGUCUAACUGUCGCUAAGUUGUAUGAAGUGUGUGGAUGUUAAAAACAAAGCCAUGGCUAGCUAACGUGCGGAACUGCCAUUAUCGUCCUUUGAAAUGUGAUUAUGACUUGUUGCCAGAGAACUGCUUCAAUUGUCUUAGAAUCCCAGGUAAAAAAAAAUUCAUACAGGGGUCAAGCGUUGAGAUUUUCGGUCCAGGUGCUACCAUUUAAAAAUGGUUAGAAAACCGUUCUUUAUAGUUAUUUGCCUCAGGAUAGAGAGUGUAUUUGAAUUACACAUCUCAGAUGAACCAGUGCUCAUGAAUCUUAUAUGAACACUGCUCUGAAAAAAGGUUGUAUGUUAAUUUAGGCCUUACUAUUUAGGAGUACAACCUAUAUAUCUUUACAAUAUAUGGUAUGCAAACAUUUAAAAUGAUUCAUUCACAUAAAUUAAUUUGACUAGAGACCCUUGCACUAAAACAUGUUUUAAUUAACUAAAUUCUCUGCAGUUUACACAAUCAUUUUGAAUGUGCAUCCGCAUAUUUCAGAAAUGAAAUCCACUUUAAUGCCUUUUUGGCAUUGUACACGUUUUAUUAAAGGGAUAGCUCAUCCAAACUGUCCCAAAUUAACAUUCUGUCAUCAUUUAAUCACCCAUGUUGUUCCAAAUGACUUUUUUUUCUUCAAUGGCUUAGUCACCCUUCACUUCAUUAAAUAAGUAAAUGUAAAUGGUACAACAUUCUAACUAACAUCUUUUGUGUUCCACAGAAGAAAGUAAGUCAUACGGAACAACUUGUCGGUAAGUAAAUUAUAAUCAUUUCUGUGUGAACUAUCCCUUUAAGCAUUGCCUAAUGUCUAUGCAUUAGUUGCAAACGUAACUGUUGGCUGGCAAAAGAUGAAUUACACUCUGUUGAUACUGUGAUUUUUGGGAAAUAUUUUCUAUCUGAGUGGACGAUACAUGAUUGUAAAGGGAAAAGAAGGAUAACGUAAGUAAAGCUGAAGAGUCUUUAGAGAUGUAAUCUGACAACACGUUGGGUACAUUUGAUUAGUCAGAAGAUGUAUUUGAGAGCAUUAUGAUGGGAGCACGUUAACAUUUGGAUGGAAGGAAGUGUCUACAGGAUAAAACAGCUCAACUUUGCGCCAUUUACCUCUUGUUAUGGCUUACAUCAAGUACUAAUUGGUCAUAUUUGACUGUGACCCAGGAUCAUCUAAUAUUAAAUGUAGCUUUACAUGUUUGGAUGGUAAAAUGUAGACAGAUUUUGUGAGAACUUUUCUAAUUGAGGUCAUUGCGUUGUUAAUCCUAGAUGUAAAUAUGAAGUUGAACGCAUUUACAUGGUAAAUACAAUGUGUAUAAUUGUUUACUUAAAUUUGCAGUCCACAUAUUUUGUAUUGUCUGAAUAUUCUUUAAUGUUUCAAACUCAGUUUGAUAUUAAUCUUGUCAGAAGGGAACGUCUAGUGCCUUAGUUGAGUAGCACGGUUUGGUCAUCCAAGGAUUGGAACAGAUUGGAUGGCUGAAAAUGUAAACCAGGUAAUUAUUCUUUUUGCUUUAGUAAUGAAUUUGGAGACAUUACAUUAUGAUUUUGCCAUUUUUAUGGUAAGUUCAUACAAACAAUCAUCCGCUAGAUCACUGUUGAAUAAAGAUCAAGGCUGUCUCUGUAAGUUGAUGCUACUUUGUUCUCAGAACACCAUAAUUGUUUCUUAGUAACUGUAUUUUUCACAGUGUUCUGGUGUUGCUAAUGGCUCCAUUGUGCUUACAUUCUUACAUGCCAAGGUUUACUACAAGCCUCAUUUAGGCUGGAAUGAGUUACUCUACUUUUUGAUAAACACCAUAAUGAAUGGUGUAAUGUAAAUAACCAGUAAAAUGAAUGAUCGCCCAUAGCUUUUAAUUGUAAUGGUUUCCUUGCAUCUUUAGGAUCAGUUUCUUUUAUUUUUUUAGUUCUGUCAACCUGAAUAGAUGAUCUAAUGCACAACCGUCGAUCAAGGCCUCAUUAUAAAACUCUCUUUAUUAGUUCAAAAUAGUUGCAUUGCACUAUAUACAAAGACUGUUCCCAGAUUUCCUCAUUGACUUAAUGAUAACCAGCCUGAGUUUUGUAAAUGUUGAAGACAGAUAUACACAAAUGAGAUUAUUGUUUAUUUGUUGCGAGCUUCCCCUAAUUUAGUGUCCUAGUAUGUUUUUUGUCUCUGCUUUAUUGAACGAAAGACAGAGCUUGUGGUAUGUACAUGCAUUUAAAACUAAGUAAUUACAAAGUGCUUUUUUUGCGCACGUGUGUCUUGAAAAACAUAUACUUGACUUUUAUAGUUCACUUUCAGUAUAAACAUGUUAUUUUAUAUUAAAGGUAUGUGUAUUUUGGAAACAAUAUAGAAAAUGAAGAUUUUGGAGCAAUUUGAUAUCCAGACAAGAUGUUUUUUCCCUUACAAAGAUAUUAAAGUAUUUUGUGUAUAUAUUCGAUUGCCAUCAUUAUCAAGUUAGCUCUUUCAAAAUGUUAUGAUGCAAUAUUAAAACUUUGUAUGUGGGAAAAAAAGGGCGAAUUUCUGAAAUGCAAAAGAGCUGGGAGGUUUUUUAUUUUCUUUUCUCUUUUGUUGUUUUGUUUUACAAUAAUCUUUGGUUAUAUCCUACAGAAAUAUUUAUGGAAGGAUUUUGUUCUUUUUUUUAACAGUUCAAUUCUUUUUUUGUAUAAAAUAUGCAACAAAAGCUACUCUAUGAAGAAAAUAGUGAUGACUACAUAGAAUAUUAUUCAAAAGUUGGUACAUAAUUAUUAUGCCCUUACAAGCCAUUUUAUUUGUGUUUUGUUGUUUUAGAUGUUAUUGGUAUAUAGUAACCUUACCUAUUACAAGCAUACAUGUGUGUUUAGAAUUACUGUUUGCUAUACAGCAUGAAUGUUUUGAAUUGCAGUUAUAGGAAAGUUGUAACACAUUUGUUCUAACAUCGUAGAAACAUAAUAGAGACUGACUCGCACACUGUCAUAGGGCCUUUUUUACUGAGAUGUUUAUUCUACACAAAGGAGUGGGGUAAAGAGCAAAAGAUGUGACUAGCUCCAUCGACCAUAUCACUGAAUUGCAUUUACAAACCUUUUACAUUUACUAAAUGUUAUUGUAAAUUAGGCCCAUACUGUAUGAAACUGUGAGCUCUAGAUAGCCAUGUCUCCAGUUACUGCCAAGUCCAGGAAUGAUGUCGAAAUGUUUUUCUAAUAUGUAAAAAUGGAAAAAUCUAAGACUUUUUUUCAAAGUGUGGGACUGAAGUUUGCAUGUGCAUGUUUUUUUAAACAAUUCAAGAAAUGUAACUGUGCAAUGUAUUCUUAUUCAUUUUUAAUUCUUGGUGAGAUAUCUUUUGUAGAAUACAUCUCUCUAAUCGUAAGUCAUUAAUACAUGCCUUUAUUCACUACUAGGAUAACCAAAACCAUUAAUCCAGUACCAAGUUACUGAAUGUACUGAUUUAACUCUCAUGUGACAAAGUAGAAAUUAAUGUUUAUAAUGUCUGUAUAAUAUUUGUCAUGUGGAUCAUAUUGGAUUGGACAGAGUAACAGAAAGGAUUGAAGAAGGAAUGUAUUAGAAAGUGAAGAGAGAUCUAAAUCUGUUGCUCAGUGUCCAUGAAACGGCAUUCCGAUAUGUGCCUUAUUUGAUAGUUAGGAAAACUGAAGACUGUGCUUUUAGAAGUUUGUUCAAUUAAAACAUGGACUCUAAAUGAA
Messenger RNA from Myxocyprinus asiaticus (Chinese sucker), 12252 nucleotides. RefSeq names its product zinc finger CCHC domain-containing protein 24. The transcript has 4 exons. Gene Ontology annotation, molecular function: nucleic acid binding; zinc ion binding. The record is from RefSeq and is a predicted model, not a curated record. Bases 259 to 897 code for a protein of 212 amino acids. NCBI's taxonomy places the organism in Eukaryota, Metazoa, Chordata, Actinopteri, Cypriniformes, Catostomidae.